Musa acuminata subsp. malaccensis (wild Malaysian banana) is the source of this 1184-nucleotide messenger RNA. The record is from RefSeq and is a predicted model, not a curated record. NCBI's taxonomy places the organism in Eukaryota, Viridiplantae, Streptophyta, Magnoliopsida, Zingiberales, Musaceae.
UUCGAGUCUUCUUCCCUGUGUACAAUUUAAUAUAGGGGCUGAGCGAAGUAGCAGAGUCUUCCUGUGGGCUGCGCCAUCUCCGGAGGAACGAAGAAAGGAUUGCACGAGCUCAUGGAGGUGCCCAAAGCACAUCACCAGGCAAACAACAUGUAGCUCAACACUACUAAUUGUUGUUGAAAGUGUUGCUCUCUUUCUUUGUGAAUUAGCAUGUAGCUAUGGCGAGCAUUCCACCACCAGAAGUUGUGAGGGGGUGCCCAAAGGGAACAACAGCUGUCGCAGAAGCACUGCAGCAGGAGGAGAUGGUAAGGCCACCGGUACCGGAGCCAUCCCUCGAGUGCCCCGGAUGCGAGUCCAUCAACACCAACUUCUGCUACUACAACAACUACAGCCUCUCUCAGCCCAGGAACUUCUGCAAGGGCUGCAGGAGGCACUGGACCAAAGGAGGCUCUCUGAGGACCGUCCCCGUUGGAGGUGGCUGCAGAAACAACAAGAAGUCUUCUUCUUCUAGGGGGGCACGAGGGCAGCAGGCCUUCGACACCGACUCCACUCCGCCUCUCUGUAACGCUCUCCUACCCUCACUCCUGGCCAUAGCAAGUCUCCAGAAACAACAGAGUGCCCAUCAGGCUUUCCUUCUUGGAAACCCUACCCCUGAGCCCGGAUGGUCUGCAGGGUUCCCUGACAUACUGACGACUGCCUUUCUCGACGGCACCGGCGACCCAAGUGGCUUUCUUUACAGCAUCAACCGUGGUGGCUAUGGCGAUGCGGAUAGCAACGAGGAGGAGCAGCAGCUGCUUCUGCCCUUCCGUGGAGGAUUGGGCGGCGCAACCACGACAACUGCUGCAGCGUUUGAUGUAGAGGAUGAGGACGACAAGACGUUAAUCGGAUCAUUACUGCCAUAGUCGCAUCGACAGACGUGUUAAGCCAUGAAUCAAUGCGACUCCUUCUUUCAUGCUCCACGACACAUUAUUUUGUCCUCUUCACCACAUAUCCCACGCGAUUCGAAGGGGAAGGAGACAUGCAUCGACAGUAGUAGUGGGUCGUGGAAUCGGACACAGGACGAUGCACGAAACCUGAGCUUUCGGUGAAGUGACUUGGAAUCUUGCAGGGGGUAGACUCCAAGCAUAGCAAACAAGAAACGCUACACAGAUCCGAGUAUAUUUUGUCGGUCGGGUGCAAAUCUCCAU